CGUAACGGUAGCGGAGUUUCUGUGGGAACAGGACGGACAUUUCCUCGGUUUACCCUCUGCUGUCACUGUCCGCCCUCUUUGCCGGUUCUCUCCGGGCCGCAGCCAUGGUUUAUCACUCACUGGCGUUGCCGAUGAUCUGUUUCACGACGUUGUGGGCUCUAGUGGGUAUCGUCGCUCCCUUUUUCGUGCCCAAGGGACCUAACCGAGGGGUUGUCAUCACGAUGUUGAUACUGACAGCCGUCUGUUGCUACUUGUUCUGGUUAAUAGCGAUUCUGGCCCAGACAAACCCCCUGUUUGGACCACAGCUGAAGAAUGAAACCAUCUGGUAUCUGCGGUAUUACUGGGAGUGAAAUUCUCAUCAUGUCCAAUUCCACCUUGAGGCCAGCCCUUUCCAUUGCUCUUCCCAGGACGAUGUCUGAACUCCAGUCUCCUUCCCCCAGUCCCUUAUCAAACGCCCAGUAAGGAUACAUGAGGCACAACACUUCCUGUUUACAAUGCGCACGAGGGCAGCGACCCUGUAUUUUUCAUGAUAUUGAAAAUUAUGGCAUUUCCCUGCACUGAAAAAUAGAGGUGUGGACUCAGACAGCUUGAGUAAACACUCUCUAAUGCAUCCUUUUCAGGCAGACACUGUCGCCAUGUUCUUCUUAAUCACUGCAAUUUUCAUAUGACAACAUCACUGGAAUAUUAACCUAUAGCUGGUAUAGCUGGAAUGGAAAGGGUCGCCCACUGUAAAUAUUAUCUCAAAAGUGAAAGUGCUGAAGUUGUUUAUGUGAGAUGAGCAGUCUCACAUGUCUAAUCCCAUUCAUACACAGUCGAGUCACGUGCUUUCCUUUGUGUGUGCAGUGUGUGGGUUGACUAUGUAGAAGUGUUUUUAAUUUUAAUUUUUUUUUUUUAGGUUUAUUUAUUUGAUUCGGUUUAUUUAUUUAUGCAUUUGUGUUCUCUAAUGUAUAUCGGAUAGCAGUGUUGUGGACGUGACAGCUAUACUGUGAGCUGUGUGUGUCAGUCGUGUGUGCAGUCAAGAGGAUUCAGUGCCGGUCAUAGAAUCUAUAAGAGGACAAUAAGGCCUACUUCACAAAGCCAUCUCUGUGUUUCCACUGCAAGACGCUUAUCUCCCAUUUCCCUGAAGAGUGCUUAACCAAAACCCGUUUCCAUGGUGAACCCAACAGUCACUUAAAGCUGCGCCGUUCUUACUGUCAUCCCAACACGUCUCUGUAAACAGUGUUUUGCGUGUUUGACUACAGUGUUGCUGGCGAGGCUAAUCUCCAGAGAUGCUUUCCAUCUUUGUUUGCAUGCUAUUACUAGGGCUAGAAGCAUAUAGUAUAUAGUUUUUAAACUGACCGGUGUGUGUGUGCGCAUGUGAGAGAGAGAGAGACUGGCUAGUUGCUUUAUUGAACUGUAAACAGUGAUGUCAUCGGUGCUUAUGGGCUAAAAUGGUCAGUGAUUGUUAUUUCUUUAUGUUUUUCAUUUAAUGCCUUUGUCCAGAACUGCAUGUACUUUCAGCGUUCAGGCUAUUUCACCAAAGGCACAUCAGCAGUUCCUCUCCCAAGACUUGAACCUUUACUGUUCAAGGCACCUGUGUACCAUUCAAUGGCUUUCGGUCGCUGCUGUGUUCACCGUGUAGCCUCCCCUGAUGUGGAGAUAUUUUGGCACGUGUAUAACGGAGCACAGACGAUGGCUUUUGGGGGGCGACGUGCAUGCUCGAUAAGUAGAUGUUUCCGCCAUUUCCCCUGUCCUCCUGAAACCGCCGAAUAAAGGUCGGGACGCAUUGAAA
This is a messenger RNA of Brienomyrus brachyistius, 1771 nucleotides long. RefSeq names its product ATPase H+ transporting V0 subunit e2 (gene atp6v0e2). Gene Ontology annotation, molecular function: proton-transporting ATPase activity, rotational mechanism. Lineage: Eukaryota; Metazoa; Chordata; Actinopteri; Osteoglossiformes; Mormyridae. Gene Ontology annotation, cellular component: proton-transporting V-type ATPase, V0 domain. The record is from RefSeq and is a predicted model, not a curated record. The transcript has 4 exons. Bases 105 to 350 code for a protein of 81 amino acids. Gene Ontology annotation, biological process: proton transmembrane transport.